Molecule: messenger RNA, 855 nt
Organism: Thlaspi arvense
Lineage: Eukaryota; Viridiplantae; Streptophyta; Magnoliopsida; Brassicales; Brassicaceae
Source: the annotation of a GenBank genome assembly
AAACACAGAGAAAGACGAAGCCAUACUUGCGAAAUUCAAAAAUCCCCAGAGAAGAAAUUCCAAGAGAGAGAGAGGCGUCAAAUUCGUCUGAGGAUGGAGCAGGCGCCGGGAGAAACGGCAGUGAAAUCGGAAGUUUCGAUAAAGGAUCAGAACCCGGAGGCAAGCGUUGAUCCGAAACCGGUGGAUCAGGGGCUGAAAGGAGCCGAUGUUGCGAGUUCUGUGGUGGUCUUAUCCGAGGAACCUACGUUAAAAAUUGGAAUCGAGACGAAGGAAGAUCAAGUGCCGGCUCGAUCGACAAUGGAGUCUGUGAAAGAUGUGAUUGGGAGAUGGGGAAGGAGAGUCGGAGAAGCAGCGAUGAAGGCUGAGAGCCUUGCCGGUAACACGUGGCAGCACCUGAAAACAGCACCGAGUUUUGCGGAUGCUGCAAUGGGAAGAAUAGCACAGAGUACAAAAGUGAUAGCAGAAGGAGGAUACGAGAAAAUUUUCAGGCAAACCUUUGAAACAGCUACAGAGGAGCAGCUGCAAGAUUCAUACGCAUGCUACUUGUCAACAUCAGCUGGUCCGGUCAUGGGCGUUCUUUACAUUUCCACCUCCAAGCUUGCCUACUGUAGCGAUAACCCUCUCUCUUACAAAGCUUCUGGUCAAACUGAAUGGAGCUAUUAUAAGCUAGUCAUCCCACUAUAUCAGCUUAAAUCGGUGAACCCUUCUACGAGCACGGUGAAUCCCGCGGAGAAGUACGUGCAGGUAAUCUCGGUCGAUGAUCAUGAGUUUUGGUUCAUGGGUUUCUUAAACUACCAAGGCGCUGUUACAUCUCUGCAAUAUACUUUGCAAGACGGUGCCUUACAGUCAGUGUGA